Molecule: messenger RNA, 510 nt
Organism: Penicillium argentinense
Lineage: Eukaryota; Fungi; Ascomycota; Eurotiomycetes; Eurotiales; Aspergillaceae
Gene: yop1
Product: putative membrane biogenesis protein (Yop1)
Exons: 6
Coding region: 1-510 (169 amino acids)
Source: RefSeq, a predicted model, not a curated record
AUGGCCUCUUUCCAGGAACGUGCCCAGCACGCCGUCGCUCAGCUCGACAAGGAGCUCUCCAAGUACCCGGUCCUCAACAACCUCGAGCGCCAGACCAAUGUCCCCAAGGUUUACGCCAUCCUGGGCCUUGUCGGCGUGUACUUCUUCCUCGUUUUCUUCAACAUCGCUGGCGAGUUCCUCGUCAACUUUGCCGGUUUCCUCCUCCCCGGCUACUACUCCCUCCAGGCCCUCUUUUCGUCGGGUACCGCGGAUGACACCCAGUGGUUGACUUACUGGGUUGUCUUCGCCUUCCUGACCGUUAUUGAGAGCGCCAUCAGCGCCGCCUACUGGUUCCCCUUCUACUACAUCUUCAAGUUCGUCCUGAUCCUCUGGAUGGCCCUGCCCCAGACCAAUGGUGCUCAAAUCGUCUUCCACUCCUUCCUCCAGCCCGUCGCUGGCCGCUUCUUCUCCAGCACUGGCACCUCCGCCAACCUCCGUGCUCAGGCCGAGGCUGCUGCCAAGUCCCAGUAA